ACUAGAUAUGACGAAAUUAGCGCGCCCGUUUGAUUUAAGUUCUUCUUGCCAAGAAGGUAAUAGGUGCUAUUUUAGACAGACGCCUAGAUUUCGUGAAAAUAUCGUCUGCCGUUUUUCUUUGAAAGGCAUUUGCAUGUUUGGUGAUAAUUGUUGGAAUUCUCAUCCAAAAGCUGAAGAUGAUGUUUAUUAUAUAUCUCAACCUUGUAGUGAAGAGCAGAAUACUGGUCAUUUACAGCAACAGACAGGGAAUAUGGAUAUUUUUCCCCGCCGAAAAAAAUUUUCAAAAUUUCAACACCAGUUUAAAUGGUGAGGCAUCUCUUUGUCGUGAAUCAGAUUUACACGACUGGAUAAAUGCACCUGAAUUCGUGCCAGCAAGCAGCAAAUAUUUAGCCACUGCUUCGAAUUCAAAUGACAGUGUUGAUAGUUCAGAGCCACAAAAGUUGGAUAUGGAAUUCUGCCCGCAUUUCUUCGAUGGUGUUUGUCCAUUCGACGAUUGCCCAUGCAUCCACGGAGAGUUAUGUGAACUGUGUCAAAGAUAUUGCUUGGAUCCUUUUGAUGAAAAGCAGCGAGGUCUUCAUAUUGCAGUCUGUAGGCAUGAGCGAGAUACGGAUAUUCGACGUGAUUUGUCAUGUGGUAUAUGUUUGGAUAUCGUAAUGGAAAAAGAUCGAGUUGCAGAGCGUCGAUUUGGUAUUCUCGAGAAUUGCAAUCAUGUGUUUUGUUUAUCCUGCAUCAUUAAAUGGAGAAAUGUGAGAAAUUUUCAUGAGGAAGAUUUAAUAGAUCCUGCUGUUACUCGUGCUUGUCCCGAAUGUAGAGUGCCGUCUAGAUUUUACAUACCCAGUAAGAAAUGGGUUCAUUCCGAAGGGGAAAAGGAGAUAUUAAUUGCUGACUAUAGAAAGUCUUUGAGCACAAAGCGUUGUAAAUAUUUCAAAAACGGUAAAUGAAUUUGCCCCUUUGGGGAAGAGUGUUUUCAUCUUCACGCAUUGCCUGUUAUUCCAUCAGCAGCUGCCCAGACACCUCGCUUUAGUAAUAGAAUGUUUAGGAACUCAAGAAGAUGGUGAACAAUUUCGAAUCCACAAUGUGCCAUUGUAUAUGAAAGUAGUGACAAUUCGUUUGUAGGAAGUGCACAAUUUGUUUAGAUUUAACUAUGCAAGAAUUUUUUAUUAUGUUCUGCUGAAAUUCUCUUUUUAUUUAUGUUUAGUGCAUUUGACAAUGGUAACUGCAAUUAUUUUAUUUUAGAAUUGCUUCCUUUAUUUUAACCUUAUUCGUCGAUUCUACUACACAUGUUUUGAAUUUAUGAUUUUUUAUACAUACUUUUUUUAAGCUAUUUUGAGUGUAAAACUUAAAGCGAGUCUUAUUUAAUAAUGAUAAUAGUUAAUUUUGGAAAUAAUCUAUAUUAAUGUUAACGUAUUUCAGCCUAAAUAGUAGUUUCUAAAAAAUUUUCUAUCAAUAUGUUUCUAAAAAACCCUAUGUUUAGUGUUAUAUAAGUGUAACUUUUAAUUGUUAAGUAAUAAUUAAAUUUCUGAGUAUUUUAUUAUUAUUAUAUGUUUAUGAAAGUAAAAUUAAAAAAAAUUUCUGGAUUAUUAAACAUGGUAUAUGAUAAAAAUUUUUGAAUCUUCAAUGUGACAUACAAAUGAAUAUAUAUGUUAAUGUACAAAGAAAGCUUUUGUAAAAAGUGCAAUAUUUGUUUAGCUUUAUCUGUGCAAGAAUUUUUUUAUUAUGUUCAGCUAAAGUUCUCUAUUAGUGUGAUGAUAUAAUUCCUGUUCAUUGCAUUUAAUAUUUGUUAAUGUGAGUUAUUAACAAUUUUUUUUUCAAUUAUGCCUUUUUUCAACCUAAUUCUUCGAUUCCACAACACAUGCUUUGAAUUUAUGUUUUUCUAUAAAUAUGUUUUCGUGAAUGAAAUCUAUAUAUAAAUGCUAUGGUUAAUCUAUGGAUGAAUGCUAAUUUUUGAAUUAUAUUUGAAAAUGUAUAUAUUUUGCUCUAAUCUGCAGAUUUGAAUUUAUAGUUAUCUAUUAAUAUAC
Messenger RNA from Parasteatoda tepidariorum (common house spider), 2018 nucleotides. NCBI's taxonomy places the organism in Eukaryota, Metazoa, Arthropoda, Arachnida, Araneae, Theridiidae. The record is from RefSeq and is a predicted model, not a curated record.